This is a messenger RNA of Rhagoletis zephyria (snowberry fruit fly), 631 nucleotides long. Lineage: Eukaryota; Metazoa; Arthropoda; Insecta; Diptera; Tephritidae. The record is from RefSeq and is a predicted model, not a curated record.
AUGAGUGUCAUUAUGAUGAACGGAUUUGAGGGCGGGCAGCACGGUGCUGCCGCCAACUCAACAUCCGCCAACAGUAACAACAACAACAACAACACCGUACUGCACAUCAAACGGGAGCCGGUUGAGCAGCAGCAGUUGAACAAUGGGUCCAACAGCUUCGUUGACGAACGAGUCGGACAAGUGGUCAAUGGAGGCGGUGGAGGUGCUGCCGGGCGAGGCACAGGCAGAGAUGGCCCAAACAGCAGCUCCAACAACAGCGCCAAUCACACUCCCAGUCAGAUGGGCGCCAACUCGGUCUCCUCGGUGAGCUCCUCUGCCUCGGAGAGAAUGCGCUCCAGCUCGAACGAAGCCCUGGUUCAUCACCAUCAGAUUUCACAGGCUGCCCAUGCCGCUGCACUGCAGGCACAAGCCCACCAUCACGCGGCACUGUUGGUCAGCAAUGCCGCCGCCAGUGGACUGGACCGAAUUGACUGGACCAAUGGCGGCAGCUCGCACCAGUCCACCCACUCCAACCACCACGUGUCAGUGCGCAAGAAACGGAAACCGUACUCAAAGUUUCAGACAUUGGAGCUAGAGAAGGAGUUCCUCUACAACGCCUACGUCUCCAAGCAGAAGCGCUGGGAGCUGGCAC